Messenger RNA from Peniophora sp. CBMAI 1063, 1047 nucleotides. The record is from the annotation of a GenBank genome assembly. NCBI's taxonomy places the organism in Eukaryota, Fungi, Basidiomycota, Agaricomycetes, Russulales, Peniophoraceae.
AUGUCUUGGUUUAGCAAGCGCAGUGAACGUAACGCGAUACCCCCGGUAAACGAGGAGCCGGCUCCCAGUUUCCGUUCUGCGGCCCCCAGCUACAAGUCGACGCCCAGCAUUCGUUCUGCGGCCUCCUCCUACGUCCCCAGCCGGGAUGGGCCGAGCUACCAGUCCAACUCUGGCUAUGAACAGAGCUCGUACCAGAGGGCGCCGGUGACCUCGGCGGCGCCUGCGAACGACGCCCGUGCGAACCAGGACCGCAGCGAGCUCUUCGCUGGCUAUAAUCCGCAGAAGGCGCAACCCAACCGGUUCAACGAGGGACCGAGCCUCGGGCGCGAGCCGCCGCCUGGGGAGGAGAACGACGAGGACGUGGAGGGCAUCAAGAAGCAGACUCGCUGGGUCAAGCAGGAGUCCGUCAACUCGACCAGGAACGCUCUCCGCAUGGCCCGGGAGGCCGAAGAGACGGCUCGUGGCACGCUCGGUCGUCUCGGCGACCAGUCUGAGAAGCUCGCCAACACCGAGCGCCACCUCGAUGUCGCCAAGACCCAUUCGCAGCGCGCGGACGACAAGACGGAUGAGCUGAAGCAGCUUAACCGUUCCAUCUUCCGUCCGGUCAUCACUUUCAACAAGGACGCCAAGCGCGCGGCCAAGGAGGCAGAGAUCCAGCGUCGUUACGAGGAAGAUCGCGACCAACGCGAGCGCACGAUGGUCGAGGUCCGCGAAUCGCAGAACCGUAUUGGCCGUGCCGGCGGCUUUGAUGACGAGGAAGGCAUCGGUGGACGUCGUGGCUUGACCGAGACACAGUUGAAGAUGCGCAAGGACCAGCGUAAGCGCUACCAGUUUGAGGAGACUGCCUCGGACGACGAACUCGAAGACGAGCUCGAUGAUAACCUUAACGAGAUCGGCGAUGUCGCUAAGCGUCUGAAGAACCUGGGCAUGGCUAUGGGCCAGGAACUCGAUCAGCAGAACUCCCGUAUCGACCGCCUCGGUGACAAGGCCGGUGGCCUUGACCAGCGCCUCUUCAGCACCACCGAGCGCCUCAAGCGCAUCAAGUAG